UCAUGGCGGGCGCCGGGCCACCUGGGGGGCUUCACGCCGCCGCAGCGCCUGCUCCUCCGCCGCCGCCGUUGUUCAGCUGGGUCUCGGGAGCGUCGCUGUUGGUGUGCGCGGCCCUGCUCGGUCUCGCCGGGGUCCUGGGCUGGCGGCUGGGCCGGCGCAGCGGAACCUCCCGGGUGGAUUGCUGGGUCUUGUGCUGGCUCUGCUACGACGCGCUCGUCCACGGGUGUCUGGAAGGCCCAUUUGUUUAUCUCUCUCUGAUGGGAAGUGUUGCAAAAUCGGAUGAUAUAACUGCUUUGCUGUGGAAGGAAUAUGGCAAAGCAGAUGCAAGAUGGCUACAUUCUGAUCCCACUAUUGUCUCACUGGAAAUACUAACUGUUUUCUUGGAUGGUCUUUUAGCACUAAUUCUCAUCUAUGCAAUUCUCAAGCAGAAGCAUUACCGGCACUUCAUACAGAUUACAUUGUGUAUUUGUGAAUUAUAUGGAGGAUGGAUGACUUUUUGUCCGGAAUGGCUCACUGGAAACUCCAGUCUAAACACUAGCAACUGGCUUUAUCUCUGGGUCUAUUUGAUAUUUUUUAAUGGUGUAUGGGUAAUUAUCCCGGCAUCUCUAUUAAUACAGUCUUGGUUAACACUCAAGACGAUGCACCAGAAGCUGUUAAAUAGCAACAAAUCUAAAUAAUCAGGGCAUUGAAACUAAUCACCUGGAUGUAGGGAUUCACACUGGCCUCUUUCUAUUGACGCAAGCAUGGACGAGUGAGAUAUAAAGUGCCCUAGGGUCCUUUACCUUCCUUAAUCUCUUCAGACAGUGGCAUACUAGUAUGUAACACUAGGAUAUGUGGUAACAAUGUAUUUGAGAGCCAGUGUGAUGCAGGAGGGAGAAUGACAGAAGAGAUGGGUUCAGAUUUCCACUUGGCCAUUGAAACUCACAGGGGUGAGGGGCAGUGGUAGAAAAGCAACUCCUCAAGUAUACAGUGGUGCCUCGUAUAACGAGUGCCCCGUUUAACGACAAAUUCGCAUAGCGAUGGCAUUUUUGC
Pogona vitticeps (central bearded dragon) is the source of this 1032-nucleotide messenger RNA. It is a transcript of the gene EBPL, whose product is annotated as EBP like. Gene Ontology annotation, cellular component: endoplasmic reticulum; membrane. NCBI's taxonomy places the organism in Eukaryota, Metazoa, Chordata, Lepidosauria, Squamata, Agamidae. Gene Ontology annotation, molecular function: cholestenol delta-isomerase activity. The record is from RefSeq and is a predicted model, not a curated record. Gene Ontology annotation, biological process: sterol metabolic process.